Messenger RNA from Marmota flaviventris (yellow-bellied marmot), 2139 nucleotides. RefSeq names its product aminopeptidase like 1 (gene Npepl1). Gene Ontology annotation, biological process: proteolysis. The record is from RefSeq and is a predicted model, not a curated record. Gene Ontology annotation, cellular component: cytoplasm. NCBI's taxonomy places the organism in Eukaryota, Metazoa, Chordata, Mammalia, Rodentia, Sciuridae. Gene Ontology annotation, molecular function: metalloaminopeptidase activity; manganese ion binding.
GGGGCGCGGCGGCCGGCGGCCGGCGCGGGGAAGAUGGCGAGCGUGGGGCUGCAGUUCCAGGCCAGCGCGGGGGACGCGGACCCGCAGAGCCGGCCCCUGCUGCUGCUCGGGCAACUGCACCACCUACACCGCGUGCCCUGGAGCCACGUCCGCGGGAAGCUGCAGCCCCGGGUCACCGAGGAGCUCUGGCAGGCCGCUCUGGCCACACUCAACCCCAACCCCACGGACAGCUGCCCCCUCUACCUGAAUUGCGCCACCGUGGCAGCCCUGCCCUCCAGGGUGAGCAGACACAACAGCCCCUCCGCCGCCCACUUCAUCACCAGGCUUGUGCGGACCUGCCUGCCACCUGGAACCCAUCGUUGCAUUCUGAUGGUCUGUGAGCAACCAGAUGUCUUCGCCUCUGCCUGUGCCCUGGCCCGCGCCUUCCCUCUGUUCAGCCACCGCUCAGGGGCUUCUCGUCGCACAGAGAAGAGGACUGUCACAGUGGAAUUUUUCCUAGUGGGACAGGACAACGGGCCAGUGGAAUUGUCCACUCUGCAAUGCUUAACAAAUGCCACAGAAGGUGUGCGGCUGGCUGCCCGCAUUGUGGACACGCCCUGCAAUGAGAUGAACACCGAUGCCUUCUUGGAGGAGAUCAACAGAGUCGGAAAAGAGCUGGGGAUCACCCCAACCAUCAUCCGCGAUGAGGAGCUGAAGACAAGAGGCUUUGGAGGGAUCUAUGGGGUAGGCAAAGCUGCCCUGCACCCCCCAGCUCUAGCGGUCCUCAGCCACAGCCCGGACGGAGCCACGCAGACCAUUGCGUGGGUAGGCAAGGGCAUCGUCUAUGACACCGGGGGCCUCAGCAUCAAAGGGAAGACCACCAUGCCUGGGAUGAAGCGGGACUGUGGGGGUGCUGCAGCUGUCCUUGGGGCCUUCAGAGCUGCCGUCAAGCAGGGCUUCAAAGACAACCUCCAUGCUGUGUUCUGCUUGGCUGAGAACUCAGUGGGGCCCAAUGCCACGAGGCCUGAUGACAUCCACCUGCUCUACUCGGGAAAGACAGUGGAGAUCAACAACACAGACGCAGAGGGCAGGCUGGUGCUUGCUGAUGGCGUGUCCUACGCCUGCAAAGACCUUGGAGCAGACAUUAUCCUGGACAUGGCCACGCUGACCGGGGCUCAGGGCAUCGCCACGGGGAAGUACCAUGCGGCCGUGCUCACCAACAGCGCCGAGUGGGAAGCGGCCUGUGUGAAGGCCGGCCGGAAGUGCGGGGACCUGGUGCACCCCCUGGUCUACUGCCCGGAGCUGCACUUCAGCGAGUUUACCUCGGCCGUGGCUGACAUGAAGAACUCGGUGGCGGACCGUGACAACAGUCCCAGCUCCUGCGCGGGCCUCUUCAUUGCCUCACACAUCGGCUUCGACUGGCCUGGGGUCUGGGUCCACCUGGACAUCGCCGCACCAGUGCAUGCAGGUGAGCGAGCCACUGGCUUUGGAGUGGCUCUUCUGCUGGCACUCUUCGGUGGAGCCUCUGAGGACCCCCUGCUGAACCUGGUGUCCCCACUGGGCUGUGAGGCAGAGACACAGGAGGGUACCGUGGGUCGGGACUCCAAGAGACGCAGGCUCGUGUAAGACCAGCCUCCCGCCUUGGCCUGGAGGCCAGGCUUUUUACCUCACUUUGCACUGAUUAAUUUUAAGCAAUUUAAAGAUCAAACCUUAAGAUGGGCCUUGGUUGGUUUUUGUGUGUGACCGGGUGGCAACGGAAACAGCUCCUUCCCACGUCUUAGAAGGUAGCUUGGGGCUUGAUGGGGUCCAGGGAGGGGCUGGGGUGGAAGCAUUGGGGUUUGUUUCUGUUCGAGCUAUCUGCAGGUCUCCUCUGUCCGCUUCUGCAAACUGUGCUUCCCCUGCACCCUGGGGCCCGUAGCACCACCUGAGCCCAAAGGCUGCCCACCUCUGCCUGUGCUGUCUCUGGCCCAGAUUCUGCUCAUGGCAGCUCCAUGCUGAAAGCUCAGGCCCUCGCUCCAAGUGACACCUCAGGGGCAUUCAGCCAGCCCACCCCCAGAAAGAUGUGACUGGCUGCCAGGGACCCCACUCUGUGGGGUAAGAGGAGUCCUCCCUGGCCCUGUGGAAUUCACUUGAAUUUUAAAUAAAUAUGACCACACCACA